AUGUCUUCUUUUCAAGUUCAACAAGUCUCCAUCAUCGGAGCUGGUCUUGCCGGACUUACUCUCGCUCUCGCUCUUCACCAACAAGCUAUCCCCGUCACUGUCUACGAAGCUCGAACUGAGCCUCUCAACAUUGGCGGUGCUGUCAUGCUUUCACCCAAUGCUCUGAAGAUCCUUGAUGCUCUCGGUCUCUACGGCACAAUAAAGUCGAAAGGUUUCAGCUUUGACACCCUGGAAUAUCGCAACCUGGCCGGUGAUAUUAUUGAUACGCAAGAGUUUGGAAGCGAGGUCAAGUACGGCUACAGAGGUCUCAGAAUUUACCGACACGUUCUCAUUAGCGAGCUCGUCUCGGCCUUACAAAAGCAAAAGGUCGAGGUCGUGUAUGGCAAAAAGUUCUCCCACGUUACAGGAGAGUCCAGCGACACCACAACAUUCGCCUUUCAAGACGGCACCACAGUGACCACAUCACUUUUGGUCGGUGCCGAUGGCAUUCAUUCUACGGUUCGCAAGCACAUGUAUCCUGAUCUUCAGACAAAAUUCAUCGGCAUGGCAGGAAUUACUGCAGCUGUACCUGCCUCGCAGGUACAGCUUCCAGAGGGCUAUCAUCUCCCGGUGACCGUCAUGUCUCCCCAGGGCGCGUUUGUCAUGGCGCAGCAACAGGUGGACGGGUCUGAAAUCUUCUUUGGCAAGCAAAUGCGUGUAACGCCUGGCGACAAACCCGACUGGGAUCGAGAUUUUGUCGCUGAUAAGGAUUCUGCCCUUGAAUUCCUCCAACAAAACAACGACCACUUCCCUGAAUUCGUCAAGAAUGCCACAGCACAUAUUGACAAGGUAACCAUCAACAAAUGGCCGUUCUUCGUUGUCCCAAAGCUUGACCGCUGGGCCUCUGAGCUGCGCCGUGUGGUAAUUGUAGGCGAUGCUGCGCACGCAAUUCCUCCUUCAGCUGGCCAGGGUAUCAACCAGGCAUUCGAGGAUGUCUAUAUGCUUGCUUUGGUUCUCGGACAACGACAGAAGAUCCGCAGUUUUGAAUUGGCUCUCAGCUUCUGGCAGGAGUAUCGCCAGACAAGAGUCGACAAGAUUCUCGUGCUGAACCAGCAAAUUGAUGCCAGAAGAAUGCCUAGCAAAGAUACAGUAGUCGGAAGUGAUAGCUCCUUCAAGAGAGAGCCUUUUGAUUUGAGCUGGCUCUAUCAGCCAGACUUUAAGCAGGAUGUGCAAGAGUGGGUAGCAUCCAACUCUGUGUAA
Molecule: messenger RNA, 1239 nt
Organism: [Torrubiella] hemipterigena
Lineage: Eukaryota; Fungi; Ascomycota; Sordariomycetes; Hypocreales; Clavicipitaceae
Source: the annotation of a GenBank genome assembly